Equus quagga is the source of this 2206-nucleotide messenger RNA. It is a transcript of the gene ACOT11, whose product is annotated as acyl-CoA thioesterase 11. The record is from RefSeq and is a predicted model, not a curated record. The transcript is spliced from 16 exons. NCBI's taxonomy places the organism in Eukaryota, Metazoa, Chordata, Mammalia, Perissodactyla, Equidae. Gene Ontology annotation, cellular component: extracellular exosome. Gene Ontology annotation, molecular function: lipid binding; thiolester hydrolase activity. Bases 408 to 2192 code for a protein of 594 amino acids.
CAUGAGUUUGAGAAUUUUUUCUGCUGUUCUCCAGCUGGCAGCUGCUGUAGCCCUGCCCGGGGUCAGCCAGCUGGUCAGUGACUGCCCAGGGCCCUCCAGGGCAGGGGAGCCAAGUGCUCGAGAGAGAUGGGCACCCCCUGGAGGCGCUGCUGCUAAUGUCAUCUGAAGAAGGAAGGGGCCCUCACGGGGUGAAAUAGGAGCUGCUUCUUGAGACACUGUCCAAUGAGUCCCCAGAGCCACUGCUAGAGGGCUCACCAGGCCUCCCUGCCCAGAGGGACAAUCUUUCUAGGGUGAGGGUAAAGCAGAGGUGAAACUUUAAAAAGCUGGCCCACAAGCUGAAGGGAGGAGGGCUGAAUCUCCGCACGGUUCCCCUCCCCUCCCGUCCUUGAGUCCGAGGUUGUGUUAACAUGAAGUCGUUGGCCAAGAGGAAACUGGGCGGCCUCUCCUCCGUGUUCUCCAGCCGCUCGGCCCGGAAGUCGGCCUCCCGCGCCGAGAAGGACGGCGGCGCCAUGGCGGCCGGCGAGGGCUACCGGAACCCCACGGAGGUGCAGAUGAGCCAGCUGGUGCUGCCCUGCCACACCAACCAGCGCGGCGAGCUGAGCGUCGGCCAGCUGCUCAAGUGGAUCGACACUGCCGCCUGCCUGUCCGCGGAGAGGCACGCUGGCUGCCCCUGCGUCACGGCCUCCAUGGACGACAUCUAUUUUGAGCACACCAUUAGUGUUGGCCAGGUGGUGAAUAUCAAGGCCAAGGUGAACCGGGCCUUCAACUCCAGCAUGGAGGUGGGCAUCCAGGUGGCUUCCGAGGACCUGUGCUCUGAGAAGCAGUGGAGCGUGUGCAAGGCCUUGGCCACCUUUGUGGCUCACCGGGAGCUCUCCAGGAUGAAGCUGAAGCCGAUCGCGCCCCGGACGGAGGAGGAGAAGACCGAGCACAGCGUGGCGGCCGAGCGCCGGCGCCUGCGGCUGGUCUAUGCAGACACCAUCAAGGACCUCCUGGCCAACUGUGUCAUUCAGGACGAUCUGGAGAGCAGAGACUGCAGCCACACGGUGCCGGCCGAGAAGACCCGGGUAGAGAGCGUGGAGCUGGUCCUGCCCCCGCACGCCAACCACCAGGGCAACACCUUUGGGGGCCAGAUCAUGGCCUGGAUGGAGAACGUGGCCACCAUCGCAGCCAGCCGGCUGUGCCGUGCCCACCCUACACUGAAGGCCAUCGAGAUGUUCCACUUCCGGGGCCCAUCCCAGGUUGGGGACCGCCUGGUGCUCAAGGCCAUCGUGAACAACACCUUCAAGCAUAGCAUGGAGGUGGGCGUGUGCGUGGAGGCCUACCGCCAAGAGGCUGAGACCCACCGGCGACACAUCAACAGCGCCUUCAUGACCUUUGUCGUCCUGGACGCAGACGACCAGCCUCAGACGCUGCCCUGGAUUCGGCCGCAGCCGGGGGAUGGCGAGCGGCGGUACCGAGAGGCCAGUGCCAGGAAGAAGAUCCGCCUGGACAGGAAGUACAUCGUGUCCUGUAAGCAGGCCGAGAUGCCCCUGUCUGUCCCCUGGGACCCGAGCAACCAGGUGUACCUGAGCUACAACAACGUCUCCUCCCUGAAGAUGCUGGUGGCCAAGGACGACUGGGUGCUGUCCUCGGAGACCAACCAGAUCCGCCUGUACACUCUGGAGGAAGACAAGUUCCUCGCCUUCCACUUGGAGAUGUUGGUGCACGUGGACGCAACCCAGGCCUUCCUGCUGCUGUCGGACCUGUGUCGGAGGCCUGAGUGGGACAAGCACUGCCGGAGCGUGGAGCUGGUGCAGCAGGUGGACGAGGACGAUGCCAUCUACCACAUCAUUAGCCCCGCCCUCGGUGGUGACACCAAGCCCCAGGACUUUGUGGUCCUGGCCUCUCGGCGGAAGCCUUGUGACAAUGGGGACCCCUAUGUCAUCGCUCUGAGGUCAGUCACGCUGCCCACGCACCGUGAGACCCCGGAGUACAGGCGUGGGGAGACCAUCUGCUCGGGCUUCUGCUUCUGGAGAGAGGGGGACCAGUUGACCAAGGUGUCCUACUACAACCAGGCCACCCCGGGCUUUCUCAACUACGUGACCACCAACGUGGCCGGCCUCUCCUCGGAGUUCUACACCACCUUCAAGGCUUGUGAGCAGUUCCUCUUAGACAACCGGAACGAUCUGGCCCCCAGCCUCCAGACCCUCUAGGCACCCUCAGUGGC